This is a messenger RNA of Mangifera indica (mango), 796 nucleotides long. RefSeq lists its product as uncharacterized. The transcript is spliced from 5 exons. Gene Ontology annotation, cellular component: preribosome, small subunit precursor; 90S preribosome; nucleolus. NCBI's taxonomy places the organism in Eukaryota, Viridiplantae, Streptophyta, Magnoliopsida, Sapindales, Anacardiaceae. The coding region runs from base 120 to 596 and encodes 158 amino acids. The record is from RefSeq and is a predicted model, not a curated record. Gene Ontology annotation, biological process: maturation of SSU-rRNA from tricistronic rRNA transcript (SSU-rRNA, 5.8S rRNA, LSU-rRNA).
AAUUCCUCCGAAGCUUAUAAAACCCCUGCUGUUCGAUGAGUUUAAUUAUAUGAUAAUAAACCCUAAGUUUUUCGAACUUCUCAUACGAAUAAGCUCCAUCUCGCUCCAAUCUUACAAGCAUGGGCAAGUCUAGUGCGAGAGACGAAUCUAGUAAAGCUGACCGUAAAUUCGAGAAGAAACUAGAAUUUUAUGCCAAGGUUAGAGACACCGUUACUUCCUUGACUGCCAAAAAGGCUAUCAGUAAGAAGAAGAAACACAGAAGCCGACAGAAGAAAUUGAAACCUUUUGACCUCUCCUCUCUUGCAGAGUUCCUUCCUGAACUAAAAUCUUCUCAGAAACCAACUGCAGCAGCUGAUUUCAAGCUGAAUUGGAAGUCUAGGCAAAAACUAAUAUUGAAGGAAGGGAAACAGUUGAGUACAGUUCUCAGCCAUCCUGCUUUCCAGGUGGAUCCACUAGCUGCCAUUCAUCACCACUUGCAGAGCACACAACCUGUUUCAGAUGAGAAGCCGAAGAAAAAGUCAAGUAAAGCUGAAAGGAAGAAGAAAAAGAAAGACAAGUUGAAAACUUCAUCUGGACCUCAAUCUAUGGAUUUCUGACUUGAUGCCAGGACUUUCAUUCUUUCAUCUUUCAUGAGCCAAGCCUAUUCAUAUUUUGGUUGUCAAAAGAUUAUACCGAUCAAAUUUUGUAUAUGAUUGACCUUCUAUGUCGACUUAUCAAACAUGGUCCAUUAUAGAGAAACUUUCUUUUAUUAUCCCCCUUGGCUAGAAAUAAAAGAUGCAAAUUUUCCACACAGAAA